AUGGCUUCACAAAGCGGAAAUGGAAUCGAUGAUCUCGUUGGAUCUAUGUCAAAUCUCAAGAUCCAUCGUGUCAAAACCAAGCUAUCGAGAGAAAAUGCCCUAUCUUCGUUGGUCGAGAAGACCCUAAAGCCGAUUUUGACCGACGCAAGUCGAAUCGAACCGAGUCACCCUAUUUUUAAUAAAUUAAGAGCCAUUAUACGACGGGAAAGCCUUGGGGAUGAAGUCGAAAAAAACCUAGUGAGGCUGGCGUGUGGCUAUCGGAAAGCUCCUCUUUUGCUGCUGGAGAAUCCAUCCAACAACCACACACGACCGUACGAAACGAUGGCUGCAGAAGGGUCCGCGAUCCACUACCUCACAGAAAUCUUCGAAGGAACCGGCAUCGAUAUAGACGAUGUUAUAAUCUGGGAUCUUAUCCCCAUUUUCAGCCAAGAAUGGAUGGAUCAGAUGGACUCUAGGGAUAAGUCAAGUUUGAAGGAGACGCAAAUUAACGAAGUGGUUAAGCUCACACAAGAGUUUAUACGGGAAGUACAGCCAGCUCUUAUUGUUUCCUGCCAGUGCGCGAGUUGCCCCAAAGGACAAUAUUCAAAAUAUCCAUUCAUUAUGCGCCCAUCCGUGGAAGCUCUUGGCUCAUCCUUUGCGGCCGCGAGAUCGGAGCGAUACCGUACAGUCAACUGGGAGGCGUAUACAUUCCAGGUUGUUCAAGCCUUCCACCCAAGCAAAAUCAACUAUUCUGAUAAUCCAGACGCGGAUAGGGCUCUACUUACUCGACUAAUAAGGAUGGUUUAUACUCCUUGUGUCGAGUUAAAACAUAUAUCCCUUAGCGUGUCUAAAAAGAAGGCUUUAUCCUCCUUGCGAGACGCGAGAUCUGCGCUGCAAGACUACUUGAAGGAAUCUCAACCUUUAUUCGAUAACGGAUUGGCUAUAAGCUGGAAAACGGAGAGAGGGUUAAAUCAUCAGAUUCGUCUGUUACUCCAGCGUCUAGAGCAGUAUGGUACGGGAACUAUACAGCUUGUUAAUGCGUCCACUGAAAGCCCUGGGUGA
Messenger RNA from Microsporum canis CBS 113480, 1041 nucleotides. RefSeq lists its product as hypothetical. The record is from RefSeq and is a predicted model, not a curated record. Bases 1 to 1041 code for a protein of 346 amino acids. NCBI's taxonomy places the organism in Eukaryota, Fungi, Ascomycota, Eurotiomycetes, Onygenales, Arthrodermataceae. The transcript has a single exon.